AUGUCCUUAGAACGGCCAUUCCAAAAAGUUGGCCCAUCAGCCAUCGGUAAGUCGGCGGCCAUUCUGACGUUAUCUGACGACGAUGGAGGCUUGGAGGGGCGGAGGCCGGGGUCGUCAGCUGAUGUGGAUCAGGCUGCCAACAGCUUGCCAGUUUUCGACAACGAUAUGGUGACCAACAUAACUGCUCAGCUGGGAGGCACCGCGUUCCUGCACUGUCGUGUGCGCAAGCUGGGCGAGAGAUCGGUAUCAUGGGUGCGAAGAAGAGACUGGCACAUACUGACCUCUGGUGUGCUGACCUACACCAAUGACGAAAGGUUCCAGGUGGUCCACGAAGACAAUUCUGAUGACUGGAAUUUGCAGAUAAAGUAUGUCCAGAAACGAGACAAUGGCACAUACGAAUGUCAGGUUGACUUUGACGGAAUAGCGUAG
Molecule: messenger RNA, 429 nt
Organism: Nilaparvata lugens (brown planthopper)
Lineage: Eukaryota; Metazoa; Arthropoda; Insecta; Hemiptera; Delphacidae
Exons: 3
Coding region: 1-429 (142 amino acids)
Biological process (GO): synapse organization
Cellular component (GO): neuron projection membrane
Source: RefSeq, a predicted model, not a curated record